Molecule: messenger RNA, 1851 nt
Organism: Adineta ricciae
Lineage: Eukaryota; Metazoa; Rotifera; Eurotatoria; Adinetida; Adinetidae
Source: the annotation of a GenBank genome assembly
AUGUUCGUGGUUGUUGUCAAAAAGCCUAUAUCAUUGAUCUGUUAUCCGUCAAGAUCCACGCCACACUCUCCCUUAGUCAUAUCCUGGUUAGCAGCGCCCUCUGUCGAACACUUCACUUAUAUUCGCAUUAAACUCGAAUAUAAAAAUAAAUUAGUUGUCAAGCAUAAAAAAUUCAAUCUAUAUCGAUUCAUCAUAAUGGCAGGCGAGUACGAUACAGCAAUCACGGUAUUUUCUCCCGAUGGGCGGCUCUUUCAAGUCGAAUAUGCACAAGAAGCUGUCAAAAAAGGAUCAACUGCUGUUGGUGUACGUGGAAAAAAUAUCGUUGUCCUAGGUGUCGAAAAGAAGGCCGUCGCUGUUUUACAAGAAGAUCGUACGGUUCGUAAAAUCUGCGUCUUAGAUGAUCAUGUCGCUAUGGCAUUUGCAGGCCUGACAGCUGAUGCUCGUGUUUUAAUGCAUCGUGCUCGUAUCGAAUGUCAAUCCCAUCGAUUGAACGUUGAAGAUCCUGUUACUAUUGAAUACAUUACUCGUUUCAUUGCUGAUCUACAACAGAAGUAUACACAAGGCCGAGGCCGUCGUCCAUUCGGUUUAUCAACAUUAAUUGUUGGUUUCGACUAUGACGGUACACCACGUCUUUAUUCUACUGAUCCAAGUGGUACCUAUCACGAAUGGAAAGCCAAUGCUAUUGGUCGACAAGCUAAGACUGUUCGUGAAUACCUCGAAAAAGCCUAUACGGAAACAAUAUAUGAAUCAACUCAUGAAUCAAUCAAAUUGUGCAUUCGCGCUUUGUUGGAGGUUGUGCAAAGUGGAUCGAAAAAUGUUGAAAUCGCUGUGAUGGCACGACAUAAACCAUUGAAAACCUUGAGCGCUGAAGAAGUCGAGAAAUAUAUCGCUGAAAUUGAAAAAGAAAAUGAAAUCGAAGCCGAAAAGAAGAAACAAGCCAAACAAAUAGGUGGAACAACAACAACCGCACCAACAUUAACGACACAAACAUUAUUGACAUUCAUUUCUUUCGACGAUCAGAGUUUUUCCGUCACAAAACAGUUCAUUAUGCCACUAUUAGAUGUUAAUGCUAUUGCUCUUCUUCAUACACUUCUAACAACGAAUUCCUUGUCACGCCUUUCAACUCUAUGCGCAUCUUUGCAAGCACCUAUUGAACAUAUUUUAUCCAUUGUUGCCGCCCAUCCUUUUGUGUUCGCUCGUCUUCGUGCUAUUGAUACACCGGGUGAUGAUCGUAUAGCAGUUGUUCUUGAUCUUACCAACUGCACGUUCUAUGCCCGUCCACCAAACGGUUGUACAAAAGAUAAUGCCUGUCCUUAUUUACAUCUAUGCCCGUCGGUAGUUUUGCCCAAUCGUCGUUGCCAACGUCCACAUGAUUGUCCGCUAUCACAUUCGCUUGAUACAGAACAUAAUCGACGAGUGAUUAUUGAACGCGGUCUAGAAAAUCUACCGCAAAAAACACUUAUCAUGCUGAUUUUAGCAUCAGCCGAUCCAAGUAAAACGUUUGCAGUUUGUCAUCAUAAGCCCAAACCAUGUCGAGAACCUAACUGUGACGAUUUACAUCUGUGUUAUUUUUAUAUGUGUUCACCACAUCUAUGCAAAUAUGGUGACUGUAAAGCUGGACACUCGUUGGCAACACAACGAAAUAUCGAUUAUCUCGAACGUCGUGGUCUCGCACACGUUGAACCACUUGAUAUCAUAGCGCUUUUUCGUAUUGUUGAUGAAAAUAAAAAACAUUCACACAUCUAUCGUUAUCCAUUAGAACAGCAACAUCCCGCUCAGCCAAUGAUGAUUAUGACAUUAAUGAUGGACGAACAUGGACAACAUCAACAGCAACCCAUGAUUAUGUUUUGA